Fragaria vesca subsp. vesca is the source of this 987-nucleotide messenger RNA. RefSeq names its product nitronate monooxygenase-like. Lineage: Eukaryota; Viridiplantae; Streptophyta; Magnoliopsida; Rosales; Rosaceae. The record is from RefSeq and is a predicted model, not a curated record.
AUGGGUUGGCGUGGGAUUCUGGGUUUUGUAGUUCAGGCACCUUUGGGACCUGAUAUUUCUGGACCUGAGCUUGUUGCUGCUGUUGCUAAUGCUGGUGGACUAGCUUUCCUCAGGGCUCCUGAUUGGGAAUCACCAGACUAUCUCCGGGAGCUUAUAAGUAAGACUCGAAGCUUAACGGACAAACCAUUUGGGGUUGUUGUUGUCCUGGCAUUUCCACAUGAGAAAAAUAUAAACGUCAUAUUGGAGGAAAAGGUAGCAGUUCUGCAGGUAUACUGGGGUGAUUGUUCUGUGGAGCUUGUGAUGAAAGCUCAUCGUUCUGGGGUUAAGAUUGUUCCUCAAGUGGGGAGUUUGGAGGAGGCCCAAAAAGCAAUCUCUGCUGGUAUAGAUGCAAUUAUUGUCUAAGGAUGUGAAGCAGGAGGACACGUGAUCGGUCAGGAUGCUUUGAUUUCAUUGUUGCCAAAGGUAGUCAAUCUUGUCGGAGAUCGAAAUAUAACCAUCAUUGCAGCAGGUGGUAUUGUGGAUGCUAGUGGGUAUGUUGCCGCGCUUGCAGGUGCACAAGGAAUCUGCCUAGGCACUAGGUUUCUUGCAACCGAGGAAAGUUAUGCUCAUCCCAUAUACAAGAGGAAGUUGGUUGAGUAUGACAGAACUGCGUACACUGAUAUAUUUGGCCGUGCAAGAUGGCCCGGAGCACCACAUCGUGUUUUGGAGACACCUUUCUUCAAUGAGUGCAAGUCUCUUCCUGAUCAUGAAACAGAAGCUGAUCAGCCAGUCAUUGGUCGAACAAGAAUACAUGACAGGGAAAUAGAAAUCCGUCGUCUUGCCGGGACAGUUCCAAAUGUAACCACAACUGGUGACAUUGAAAGCAUGGUUUUCUAUGCUGGCCAAAGUGUAGGCCUUGUCAAGGAAAUAUUACCUGCAGCAGAAGUGGUAAAGAGGCUAGUUGAAGGCGCUCAACUUCUAAUCAAGCAGAACAGUCAUAUGUUGUAA